UUCAAUUUCAAAAAAAUCAUUACAGCAGGGGGCCAGGAGCACCACCACAUGAACAACGUAUUUGCAGAGACCGUCGCUCAUCCGUCGACUCAGCAAGUAUGACAUCCGUGUGGCCUUCCGGUGAUAAAAAUUAUUAGUUAGUCCCCUCCUCCCCCGCGAAACGGAAUGGAAUACUUAAGAUGUAUUUGCCAUGCACCUAGAAUAUUCCCCAUGCAGCUUCCUCUAUAUCCAUCUAAGAAUAAGAUUAUUUCAGAAAUUAGAAUUUAGCACAGCAUUUAACCGCCCGAACUACAAUCUCCGGCAGUCAACAUGACUUUGUUGCUUAAGAACAAAAGCCUCCGAUGGCGCCGUCGGCCCCCGGAUUUCUAGUGAGAACCUCAACACGAUUUCACUUAGAAAGUUCAUGACAACUUCUACUUGCGCGACGCUGUCAGCUACGGGGCGUAAAUUAUACAUUUUUCGCACUUGAAUAUAUUAUCGUUGUAAGUUUAACACCACUGUUUGUGUUUCAUCGACGUGGCGACCCGGACUACAACUUCGACGCAUUGAUAAAUUUUUGUUCGCAAACAAAAAACAAAAAAAAUGCUAAGCCUGAAUAGCAUCACCGAGGAGCAUGAUCCGCAAAUCAACACGGAUGAGGAGCAGAAGCAGAACCGCAAAAUUCCCGCCACGAGCAUCUUCCGGCAGGGGCUCACCAUCGCCCGCGUCAAGGCCAUCCAGAAGUUCGCCAGCGAGAAGCACAAAUUUAUAUCCAAGAAAAAACCUGUGUAAGUGUAACUCUGUAAUGCAGAACAUGCAUCAGAGUUACACCUGUCAUGCCAGACAACCAUGGAGUCCUCCUAUCACGUGUAGUGUUUUCCCUUACAAGCCGCGCAUGACAGGCUUUCUCUGUCAUGUAGACCAAAUUUGUGAUGCUGUCAACCAAAGAAACCAAAGUUACACUAACACAGUUUUUUUCUUGGAUAAUUUAUCAAGGAGGUGUACUCGGAAGAAUUUGGCGACUUGGAGCUGGGCGGCGCGGCGUCCAGUUCUCCCUCCUCCGCGGCAGCGCUUUUGCGGAAAAACUUCUACGGAGAAAGCAUCGUGGCCGACCCGCUGGGCGAUGUGUACUACAACGGGCACGAGCUGAUCACGCGGCGCAACGAGUUCCGCCAGACGCAGAACCAUUUCGGCACCAAGGGCGGCAUCGCGCGCUACGUGAAUCGACCGGGGAACGACCUGUGGCGCUACUUUAUGGACGACUUCUUUUUCAGGGAGGGCGACACCGAAGCCUUUACUUCCGCGGCCGACGGCGGGCUGUUCCAUCAGGGCGGUGGUGCCGGGCGGGGGCAGAUGCUGGCCGGACCCUUGUCGACGUCCACGAAGGCCGUCGGGGAUUUCCUUUGGGACUUUUGUGUCAACCGCAUCUCGAUGAAGCAACUGAUUACCUACGUGUUGGCUUUUGAAAUCGGGUUUGUCACCGUGUUUGCGGUGGUCAAUUAUGGCUUGUCCUGCUUGCUCUACUGGCUUAUGUACGACCUGUUGGAAGAUGUUCUGGCGCUCAGGGCGGGACGAGAUGGUGAUCCUGCUGACCACGCGUCCUCCACGACCACGUCCUUGACCACCGCGGGCACAACAUCUACUUCCACAUCCCCCCUGUGGUCGUCUCCUUCCCCCCCGAGCGAGCGGACCUUCCGGCACUUCUUCAUGCUGAGCUUGAAGGCCACCAACAGUCUGAGCUUCUUCCAGACCACCGAAGCGGACGAAUUGAUUCACCCCGAUGGGGAGCGAGGCCGGGACAACUUCCUUACCUUCGUCAUGCUCACCGUUUUGUCCCUACAGCACUAUCUGCAGAUUAUCUUUCUCUUGCUGCUCACCGGCGUUAUCGUCGCGAGGUUUCUGCAGCCGAGUCAGCAACUUUGCUUUAUGGCGUUCUCAAAAUGUUACAUUCUCAACUGUUACAUGAUUUGUCAUGCAAAAACACUAUCACUUUUACCGCGAUCAAGCCUUCUCCGCAUGACAACUUCCCGACGCGCUAGAUAGCAUUACAAUCUGCUCCAAACCUGUAAUGCAAAAGGCACAACGUUUUCCCUUUCACUUUUUGCCAUUCUUGCAUUACAAAUUUCAUGUAACAGCUGAGGAUGUAACGUUUGAGAACCCCAUAUGCUUCUCCCACGCCUGCUGCGUGUCUGACGGAGUGCUGAAACCGACGAUAUUUGACAACUCAGUACAACCUCCAGGACCAACGCCAAAUGUAGUCGCGAAUAUUAACACGACCACCAGCAAGAGUGUGACAGAGAUGGUGCGGAUCCGAUCCAACAGUAAAAACGCUGGUGGCUCGUCCUUAACAACUGCAAAUAGAAGUCCCCGGCCAGGAUCUCUACUAGCGUCUUCGAGUAUGAAAGCUUCUCCACCAGCAAGCGGCAAUCAAGAUCAUUCAAGCCAGCAGAAUGUGAAUAUCAAACCUUUGAAGGGGCCGAAAGGGAAAAUCAAAAACCGCAUUUUGAUGCCGGUAAACGAGCCCGAGCCAAUUAUUGUGACGAGCAGCGCCCUGGCGUUUCUUAACCGCAUGCUGUUGUCAGCGAAAGCAAAUAGCAACGCGGCGGGUGGGACGAGUGGUGGGGCAGGCGGUGUAGUUCCUGGUCAGGAGAGCAGCAGCAGCAGUGGCUCGCCAGCAUCCGGGGGGCCGCUACAGAAUGGGACGAGUUUAACACUUCAUCUACCGGGUGGGAAUGAAGAUGAGGAGAAAGACACAAACGGCACGAAAUUGCCGUUGGUGGGGGCUGGUGCAGGUGGCGAUAAAAAUCCUGACAUGCCGCGAGGACCUGCAGGCGCAGCGCCAGCGAAGGCGAGGGCGCUGUCUUCGGAAGUAGAGGACAAGUUUGUCUCCACAUCCCCUGCAAGGAGCGAUUUGGAGUAUAAGGAAGCUGCUCCGCAUCCUGAGGGCAGUGCUGCCCACGCCCCCGGCUCGGCCUCCGUUGCGGGUAACACCAUAGGCAAUGCUGGUAGAGCCUCCAGUCUAAAAGUAGAACCUGCUGGACCAACCACGUCCAACAGCACAGGAGCAGAAACAAAAGCGUUGAAAUCGAAAAGAAGCCGAUCAGCUUCUUCGCUGCCGGCUUCGGGAGCUGCUGCAGCGAACGACGAUAAGACUGUCGGUAGCAAGAAUAGAACCUCCGGCGCGACUGCGAGCAGCAGUGACAGGAGGGUGACUUCUUCGAAUAGAGCAGAUUCAUCGCAACUACGAAAUAGCAGCUCGUCCCUAGUAGCAGGAGGCCCUAGUACCUCUGCGGCGAUAAGGAAUCCAGGUGGAGCAUCUUCGAAGAAAACCAGCAGAAGUGUUUCUCCAGACCAAGACGGUAAUAUCUUGACCGCUCCUGCUGUGGCAACUACAAGUUCUCCGGCGAGUGGCGGUACUUCUAGCAAGAAAUCUGCAAAGAUAGUAGUGGAAAACAGAGCUGCGGAUGUUCCAAACAACACGACGAAAAGUUUGGCGGGCGGAGGGCCGGCUAAGGUGAAGAAGUCGAAAACCUCAAUAACCACCUCUUCGUCUCCUUCAAAAGGUGGACCACAGCUGGUGUUGUAUAACGAAGGCGAGCACAAGGCGCAAAUGGUGCCACCAGCGGGCGACGAAGAUGCUUCCGCUUUCCGAUCAUCAUCAACAUCUGCAGCUGGUGCCAGUAAAAUGAAUAAAAAAGAAAAACACCUGCUCCAACUACCUCCAGCCAAAGGAAAUGCAGUGGUUCUUGCCGUCGCACCCCCGGCGUUCCCAACGGCGGAGCGAGCACCUCCUGCAGCUAGUACAGGAGCGCAAACUUCUACAAUUGCGGGGGCACGACCGGCCAUGCAAACAAAAGGCGUUCCCCAGCUGCAGCAACUGCUCAGCCCGCGCAUGGGGCCAGGGGGAGGACUCUUAGCGGCGCCUGCAGAUAGAAGUACAACUUCGCCGAGAGGAGCAGGGAACACAAGUGUUCCAUUCUCGGCUGCAGGAUUACAACCACCACCACCUCCCGGAGGAGCCGAUCCUGUUCCAGAUGAAAAAUUCUACUACCCCGACAGCGACUGGCUGGAGUACCCCGAGCUUGUGUUGCGCUUGAUGGUGAUCCGGGAGAACGUGAUUUUGGUGCAGCCGAAGAUCGUGCUGCAGUUGGUCACGCGGUCGGGGCUGAUGUACGAGUUGCAGGCACAAGUUUUGUCGAACAGCACCAGUUUGAGCAGCAGUGGCUCCUCAUCUAGUACAAAGCCUACAAAUAGCGGUGGCGAGCAGGUACUAGACACGACAGGCAAUAAACCAUCCAACACCGAGAUCGACCAACUUUUACAGGACCACCUAUGCACUGCAAAUAUGUCUGGGUCUGGAAAUCUGUGAUGCUGAAUUGAGCAUGAUUGAAGCGCUUGUAUUAAUGGCAGCCAGGCAUGACAAGUUUUAGAGAGGCCUGCUGAUGCCUACCACGCAUUACAAAUUGCGUUUUUGCAUGACAAAGCAAGCUCCUCUUUUGCUGCUCAUGCAACACAGAUUUUCCAGGAAUGCAAGACACGCAUCACAAGUUCCACUAUUCCAGACCCAGACACUUUUGCAUUUGAUACCACCCGGCGCAAUACCAACUUCUCCCGAUGUAUGGAUGUGUCAGGAUUGAAAUCGACAAAGUUGAAAGAAUCUGUGAUGCAUAAAAUGCAAAGCACGAAAAGACUGUCUUGCAGGGAUUGCAAGUGAGGCAGAUUUCGAGCCUAUUUAGGGUUUGGGAUAGAGCUGCUAAAGGAGCAUGACAAAAGCACUCUUCUGUGCCCAAACAGCAUGACAGAUUGGAUUUCGGUGCUCAGAAAAUUUGUCAUGCGCCGCUUGGAAAUUGGUCUUCCAACUGGUCUCCGCUUUAUGCAUGACAAACUAUUUCAACUUUGACGAUUUCAAACCUGACACUUCCAUACGAUGCUCACGGUGCACAGCCCGAACGGCGGCAUUCUGACGAUCAAGCACAUCAUCAACGAAGCCUCUCCCCUGCACGAAAAGAACCUCGGACUGCGGGAGCUGUUUCUGAUCAACUGUUCGGUUCUAGCGGUUAUGCAUUGCAAAUAUGUCUGGGUCUGGAAGGAUCCAAACUUGUCAUGCUGUCUUUGGACUCUAAAAAAAUCUGUAUUGCAGGACCAACAAGAGGAGCCCGGAUUGUGCUACGCGGAGAGGACAUUUGUCAUGCGGAAUAGGCAUCAGAAAGCCUUCCAAAAAUCUGUGAUGCUAAGUCAUGCACUACAGGCGCGAUUGGUCAUGCAAAAUAUGCAUGACAAACCCGGCAACCUCCCAGACCCAGACAUUUUUGCAUUUGAUAGCGGUCGAUCAGUACAGCGGGAAAACGAUCACGGAAGUGUGCAGCUACGUGUGCCCGGCCGUGAAAACGGUGCAGCUGACAGCCGCGGAACAAGAGGAGCAAUCGCUGAAACAGCAGCAGCAGCAAAAUAUUAAGGGCGGAUCACAACUUUUAGGACCGGCGAGUACAACUUCUGAUAGCACAUCAAGAACGACAUCAGCAAACACCAUGAUCGGCAGCGACCAGAUCGAGAAUCGGUUUAUCACGGUGCAGGAAUUGACACAGCUGCAGUCGGAGUUGAAUCUGAAGCAAGAGGAACUCCGCACGAUCAAUUACGUUUCCGUCAUGCUGGAGUCGGAUACGCAAUACAAAUUUUCCGUACAUGUACAAGAUGCAUCACAAAUUUCACCAAUUUAAAGCCGAAAACUUGUCAUGCUAGACUAGGAUGGAAGCCAAGUUCUUUCAUGCAGAGACCGCAUGUGUACGUGUACGGGAAAUUUACUGUGGAUAUCGGAGCGCCGCACUUCACUGAAGAAGGAAAUCGAACUCCGCGCGAAGGAGCUGGAGUUCAAAAAGAAACAGUUCAAGAAGUGGUGCUUCCCCGACGGUACGUUCAAGGUCCCGGCGGUGCUGUUUCACGCGAAAUUUAAGGAAAUCAGCCGGGUGGACCAGAAUCUAGUACAAAAGCCGAGGUUUCCGGAAGAUAACUUCCAGAACAACUUCGAGCACAGGAAACACCUGGCGUACAUAUGACCUGCUCAAACGUUACAAUAUCAAACGUUACAAUAGAAUCUGGGACUUGUCUCGCAUAAUGAGCAUGACAGACUCGCAGACCAUUCCACUUUAUGCAGCACAAAUACUGGCACUGGCAGACUGUAGUGCGGUUUGGGACUCCGGAACUUGUCAUGCGUAAUCCUAUGAAACUUGGCUAGAUCAUGCACUUCUUGCAUCACAGAUUUCCAAAUUCUAUUGUAACGCUUGGGAUUGUAACGUUUGAGCAGGUCAUAGUACAAAAACCGGAAGAAAUCCUGCUUCAGCCGCAUUUGGUACUGGCUGGGGGUGGAGGAAAUUCUGCAAGAAGUGUUGAAAGUUGUGAUCUAUGGAUUGCAAAAAUGUCUGGGUCUGGAAAGUUGGAACUUGUGAUGCUGCGUUUGGAUUCUAAAAAAAUCCGUAUUGCAUGACCAGCAAGAGGAGUCUAGUUUGUGCUACGCGGGGAGGGCAUUUGGCAUGCGGAGUAGGCAUCAGGAAGCCCUCUAAAAAUCUGUGAUGCUAGGCCGUGCAUUACAGACAUCCUGGGUCAUGCAAAAUAUGCAUGAUAAACUUGGCAACAUUCCAGACCCAGACACUUUUACAAUUGAUAUGAUCGAAAACUUUGUUUUGAACCAAACGGACGACGACGAGGAGGACGUUGGCUUGAUCUUUCAGCACGGAAGCGGAACGGGGUUGUCGCGGAAGAUCAGCGCGGCGGCGAGUGCAAAAAGGUGGCGGAAGAAAAACUUUUUGGAAAAAGUUUUCACGACAGUCAUCCCCUUUUGGGAAAGCUUCUUCCAACCUUUGGUUCUGACCUUGUACCAAUUGCUCAUCCGGAAACUCCUACUGAACUUCGUGGUGAAAAGACUGCUGUGCGGCUGCUGUUUGUCGCUGUUGAGAAGACAGUACGGAUACAGGCACGCGGAGGAAUAUUACCUGAGUAAGAAGAUGAAGAUAGAAGAUAGCACGGGGGCAGGUGGGUAUAACAUAAGUGGUCCUGGACCGCCGAACAAUAGUUCCUCAUCUCAGAUAGACCACAAUAGAACUAGCAACUCAGUUGUACACAACAAUCCCUACCAUAGCAACACAAAUUCCUGGCACCCGCGUCGGAUGUAUUUUAACUUAAAUAAUUUUGAGCGCGUGGUAAGGCGAACAGAUUUCGGACGUCGUGGAGUCGGAGGUGGAGGGAAUGGCAGUGGUGGGGCGUUUCGAUAG
Molecule: messenger RNA, 7244 nt
Organism: Amoebophrya sp. A120
Lineage: Eukaryota; Dinophyceae; Syndiniales; Amoebophryaceae
Source: the annotation of a GenBank genome assembly